CUACAGUUUCCAUUUGUUUAGCAUUGAGUGUGGUUUCUGUAGUCCGUCAAGUUUAAUUUUACACUUUGGUUGCCCCAAACGUAUUGCAAAAUCGUUGUCGCGGACUUUUCGCUUUCAGCUCGAAAAUGUGAAUGGCGAGUCCCUUGAGGGACGCCAUGUACACGGUCGUGGACAUUGACGUGGAAGAGGGCCACGGGCUGAAGACUGUGGACGCCCUCCGAAUCCUGCACGACGAAAUCAAUUCCGUCUUGGAGGAUCACGAGAGGAAGAUCCGUGACAGGUGCCCUUGGAAAGAGGGUGGGUGGUUGAGAGAUGCUCUACACUUUUCGAGCCCAAACGCCAAUCUUUGCUGGACUUCGGCUAUAGCGCUAAUCGUUUGUGGCCUUGUCCUAAUAUUUGCAGCGAUUUUUCAUGAGGAUUCAAGCUUCAACUGUGCAUUAUUGCAAGGAAUUUUCAUCAUACUCCUGGUGGCAGCAAAUAUUUCAGUGGUGUCAUGGGACUCCUGGCUCAGGCACAUGGAAAUUCCUCAGCGGGUCCGGACACUGCUAGACCAAAUUCAAAACUGCAUCCUGGCGAAUGACUGGAAAAAUGAGAACUUCCCACAGUUGUGCUGUCCGUACUCGCCAUGCAUCACUCUGCAGUGGACAAUCAGGGAUGGAAAAGUUAUAAACCUGCCAUGGGCUCUGCUGGUGAAAGGAGACCUCGUGGAGAUGAGACCUGGGCAACAGGCGCCAGGGAUUUGCACGCCAGCUGAUGGUGACCCUGACUCGCCCGACUUGCAAGCAAGAGAGGUCUACUCGCCCAAGCAGAAAAACUCUCCUACCAAUGAGGAGGAUGAGCUGAUGGCUCCCAAAAUCCGGAGGCCUCUGCAAAGCAAGCGCUACGUCCUGCAAGAGACGCCGUACCUGACCAACCUCACGUUCGCCUUGAACAAUGCCCUAAACCGGCCCUUCUCCUACCAUAACAAACUUAAGCACCUGUUGAUGAACACUGUUUCUGAAAAAUUCUUUAUCCCAGUAUUUUUGAUUCUUGCCUACCUAAUGGGUGUGUUGCGCUACUUUUACCUGGGGCAGUGGGUGGGCACCGGCCACUGGACAGAAAUGUUUCUCAUCCAGCCUGUUGCCAUCUGUCUGCCGCUUCUGCCUUUGAUAUUUCCUCUCUCGUGGACCAUUCUGAACUGCCUUGGAUUCGCCCAAAUCCAGUCGCUCUUCCAAAAGUCAAAAUCAAACGAGGUAGCUUUUAAUGCAGAAUGGAAAACUGAUGUGUCAACUCAUAGCCCUUGCGGGGUUGCUGCUGACCCCUUUGAGGAGUCUGAGGACGAGUUUCGACCGUAUGUCAGCUGGCGAGAGUGGUGGCCAAUUUUUAUGGGGUGUUUGCGAGGCCAAAGCUGUGUUCCUUGCCGAUCGGCAAACUUGCUCCACGUGUUAGGUUCUGUGACGGCACUUUGUUGCGUGGACAAAAAGGGGAUUCUCUCUUGGCCAAAUCCAACUGCUGAAAAAGUGUUUUUCCUCCGCAGCUCUUCAAAAGCCAGCUGCUCAUCUAGCGAUGAGAGCUUGAAAAAAGAAGAAAGUGACAAGGCUUCCACUGUUGAAAUUGGUCAGGAGGAGAAAUUGAACAGCAGUCUGGAAGAGAAUGUGGAAAAGGAACAAGAAUCAAAUGAAGUAAAGCGAGAAAAUGGUAACAUUAACAUUGAGGCUUUGGACCCUGAAGAAUUUGAAAACGCUCGUCUCACACCGCAAACUGUUGCCGAAGUUUUGGACUUGACCCAUGACCACUCUAGUCCAUUCCGCCUUCACUUUGACGACCCUGGCUGGCGGAAGCACAUCAACUCCCUAAAGCCGCUGGGACUGUCCAUUUUACUUAACACGUGUAACAUGUCGACGCAGGAGCAUUACACGCAGUUCUGCUCGCACGUCACCUGCGAGGCAAUGCACUCUGAACAUUUGGUGCCGGUCACCAACCGCAGGCACCCAAAAUACACAGGAGAGAUGAACCUUCUGCCAGGCACCAAUAAGUGUCUUUGUGAAUUGGCUAAACAAAUCGGGUUCCAAGAACAAGCUCAGGAGGCAUUUUCCUUGGAGCAGCAGCUAUCCACCUUCAGGCAUGUGCAACCAGAGGCCGUUCGACGAGACAUUCGAUUUGCAAGAUCUUUGUCUCUGGCGAAACUCAAGUUUCCGUUUCCGCACAUGGUGGCCGUUGUUGUCAAAGAAAAGCACAGCGGCAAUCUCCAGUUGCUGUCCCAGGGAACAGCCGACAUCAUUCUAGACUCGUGUGAGGAAUUCUGGGAUGGACGAGACUUGUGCACCCUUUCUCAGAGCGACAGGACUCUACGGCGGAAAGUGCAAGAUUUUUAUCAGAGGACAAGUUUGACUGCGUACUGCACAGCAUUUGCGUACCGACCACUCACAAGGGCUCCGGAUACCCACCUGUCCCAAACCUACCUUGAAUUGCCUUCGGAGAGCAAGUCUCUUUACGCCACCAACGCCCACAACACUGACACUUCCCUGGAUUGUGCUUCAAGUGCCAAGUCGGUGGAAUCUAUUCCAAAACAGCUGUCCAGAGCCGAUGACUGUUUCCAGCUUCAGUGCAAUCAGGUUUUCGUCGGAAUGGUAACCAUGCAGUAUCAAGCGCAGACAGACAUGGUGCAGUUAAUUGAACAACUAGAACGGGCGUGCAUACGAUUCGUGCACUUCAGCAAGGAGAAUGAGCUGCGGUCUAGAGUGUUUUCCGAGAAAAUGGGAUUAGAGAGUGGCUGGAAUUGCCACAUUUCUUUAUUAAGUGAGCGGUCUGGUUCCGAGUCUGGGAAUUCUGGUAGUUGGCAUAGCUCGCCAAGUGCAGUUAAUCUGCAGUCUUCUAGCGGCCCCACCCCUAGAGACUCGUCUCAUACUAGCCUACCUCGUUACGCUCCCACCCCACCUCGAAAGAGACAUGAAUCCACCAUCGAAGAAACUGAAACCGAAAGUCUGAUUCGCGAAAGACCAUUGGGCGAGGAAACAAAAGCAAUGAGUCUAUCGGCACCAAGUGCCAUCAACUUAGACUUUUACCAAGUGAAAUUCGACGCCGAGGACCUGAACAAACCCACAGAUGGCGUUGCUCAGCGCAGGGACACGAUUAUGAGCGACAAGAAGGGCAGCAAGGACAGCAUGUUCGUUCAGAGCGUGGACCUGACCUCUCAGCCUGACCCUUGUCGCUCGCUCUCUGUGCUCACUGACUCCACAGAGCAAAGUGCCCCUGUCAACUUUGACAUGUCCAAUAGAGCGAAACUGCCAAGGGGAAUCGAAAACAUUCGGCCCCAUUUGCAGCACAUUGACAACGUGCCUUUGCUUGUGUCCCUUUUUACCGACUGCACGCCAACGGCCGCCAGGGAGAUGCUGUCCAUCAUGCAGGAGCACGGCGAAGUCGUCUGCGCCAUGGGCAGCUCAGCCAACGCUGACAAUAUGAACAUUUUCAUGCAGGCUGACGCCAGCAUGGCUGUUGAGCCCCUGUAUCCGCAAGUUUGCCAAAGAGUUCCAGUGUUCAAACAUUAUUCAAGUAAGAUGAGUGGAAUUGCGCCUAUCGAGCUGAGCAGGUUACUCAACUCUGUCUCGUGCUCUGUGGGUUUUCUCAGGGAAGAACCAAUUUCAGUAUUUCACCUCAUCAUGGAGUGCCGGCACUUCAUGCAAUGCUUGACAAACUGUCUUCAGUUUUGGUUGAGCUCAAGUGUUGCAGUCAGCAUAAUUCAGUUGGUUGCGAUUAUUAGCCUCCUUCCUCCUCUUUUUACCGUUGGUCAAGUUUUGUGGGUUCAGUGCAUUGUGAUCCCAAUUUUAGCCCUCUCGCUAAUUGGCAAGCCAACUGACACGCAAAUAAUGCAGAGAGCCACUGGCAAAAAUCAAUUUUCUAUCAGUUCUGAGACCUGUUUUUUCGUCGCCUGGUUUUACGGGAGCAAAUUCAUUCCGGCCGGUAUCCUGAUUUUAAUUCUCUACGCUAGCUCCCUCUCAAAAUUGUGCCCGCUUCUGAACGGAGUCGAAUAUUGCUCACUGGUCUACCCGGUAAUGCCCCAAAACGGGACCGCGAACGCACUGUGGCAGGGCUGGGGAGCAAACCUGCAUUCCCUCACCGUCUUGCAGCACGCCUUGUGUCUCCUCUGGGUCAUCAACCUUGUCGUUAUUUCCAUCAGCUUUGUCCACCGAGAGAGUCCAAUUUGGAGAGCAAACCCGUUCAAAAACCGCCUAUGGGGGCUGGCAGUACUCCUUGUUGCUCUUCUUCAAUUUGCAUUUUCGGCUGCUACCAUGGGACCAAGAUUAGCAAACGACAGCAAAGAUAUCCCACCAGGUUUGGAGCAUGUCCCGUGGCCGAUAUACCUCUUGGCUGCUAUCUCGCCAUUUGCUGUUUUCCUCAUAAAUGAGCUUGUUAAACUGCAGGAAAUCAAAGCGAGUGUGAGACAACAGAAGAAGGCCCGUCUUGAAUUUGGUACAAAGUUGGGCAUGAAUUCGCCAUUUUAAUCGUCGACUAGUUUUCUGUCGAGAUUGCUUAGUCAUUACAAGUUCUUUCAUAUAUAUAUGAUUUUAGCAGAGCUGUAUUAAUGAUUGUUUGAUUGAAUUCUGUGACACGCAUUUUGUCAGGUUUUAAGUCAUGAUGGUUGAACGCGUUGAACGAUCCUCAGUUCCUUAGAAUUAUUUAAGAUAAAAAGACAUUUUGAUAUAGAUCCUAACUUAUGCGAGUUUUGUUGGCAGUAGUGAUCCUGUCAUCAAAGAUAACCUGCUCUGCUCAUAAUAUGUAUUUAUAGUCAGGUGAAUGUGUUGAAGAUAUGUAAUUUGAACUAUUUUUCAAAGAAAUUAUAAUAAUUAUUGUAUAGUGUACCUUGUGAAAUCAAAAUUUCUCUUUUAUUAGUAGUAUGAGGCUUACUUACCUCACAGUCCUAAAUGUGCAUUUCUUAAGAAAUCUUUGCAAAUAUAAAGUGUACAAAUCCAGA
Molecule: messenger RNA, 4951 nt
Organism: Cloeon dipterum
Lineage: Eukaryota; Metazoa; Arthropoda; Insecta; Ephemeroptera; Baetidae
Product: transmembrane protein 94-like protein l(2)k05819
Exons: 27
Coding region: 132-4481 (1449 amino acids)
Molecular function (GO): nucleotide binding
Source: RefSeq, a predicted model, not a curated record